Messenger RNA from Geosmithia morbida, 2052 nucleotides. RefSeq lists its product as uncharacterized. Gene Ontology annotation, biological process: intra-Golgi vesicle-mediated transport. The transcript has 2 exons. Lineage: Eukaryota; Fungi; Ascomycota; Sordariomycetes; Hypocreales; Bionectriaceae. The coding region runs from base 1 to 2052 and encodes 683 amino acids. Gene Ontology annotation, cellular component: TRAPPII protein complex; trans-Golgi network. The record is from RefSeq and is a predicted model, not a curated record.
AUGGCCGAAGCAGAGACGCCCGCCACCAUGGUAUCCAAAAAAGGGGCCAUCACGGCCGGCGAUACGAGCGCAACUUUCGCAGAAAAAUCUUACCUAGCAUACUUCAUCCCCCUGGCGACUGAUCUGGAACUGGAGGAUGUUUUCAAGGAUUUCGGUCAAAGACAGUCCGUCACCGAUUCGAUACCUCAGAGGGAGUCUCUAUUCUUUGAUGAGAAUGUCGAUGUGGUCCUCAUGCUCAAGAUGCCGUGGCUGGAGGAAGAGGCGCUCCAAUCCCAGCUGAACAGGCUGGUGCUAUCGGUGGAGGCGCAGGUGGUCAACGCGAGCACAUCGGGCAGCAGCAGCCCGCCGGCGAGCGAUACCAUCUUCAAGGGGACGGUCAAGGACGUGAGCGAUCCAUUCAUCCUGGUGGACGAGGAGGAGGAGGAGGAGGAGGAGGAGACGGAGACGGAGGCAGGAGGAGGCAGCGACUCGGGCAAUGGGAAGCCAAGAGGACGCCAGUCCAUCUACGCGGUGUGGAAGCUGGGCGUCUUCAUCGGGCGGCCGCGGAUCCGUCUGCAGAGCCCGUCGGUCGUGGUGACAGCGUCGGCGACGCUGGGGCUGGAGCCCAAGGCGGACCAUGUGGCCACGCGAGAGGGCUACCUCCCCAGCGGGACGGCGUCGAGCUUCAACCUGCUCGAAGCCUUUGGCGGCGACCCGGGUCUGGGCGGGGUGAAGCCGCAGCUGUCGGCGCUGCGCGUGUCUAAGGUGGCGCCGCUGGCCCGGCAGCAGGACGGCACGCGGCACAUCCGCGCGCUGCCGCAGCUUCGGCUGCCGGUCCGCCCGGUCCUGCACACGCGCGUGCGCUUCUCGCGGCCCAACACGCUCCCCGUCGGACAGGCUGUCAUCGCUAUCCUCGAGAUCGACUUCACCGCCGACUUCGACUGCGAGGUCAUGCUCGACCGCAUCGCCCUGUCCGUCCCCAACGCCACCGUCGACCCCCUGAGCGGCGACGACAUGGCCCUGCCCAUCCCCUGCGUCGCCCACGACUACCUCACCUUCCUCUAUCACCUGUCCCCCGAGCCGGCCUUCGCUGCCACGGGCUCGGCCGCCGCCGCCGCCGCCGCCGUCGCCGCCACCUCCACGGCCUCGUCGCCCUCCGCCCUGCGCGACCUCGACAUCUCCAUCUCCGCCACCGCCCUGUCCGUCCCGGGAACCUGCCAACCCGUCCUGGCCAUGCACUGGACCGCCAGCGUCGACUUCUCCGUCCCCGUCAACCCCAGCUUCAGCGGCCCCUCGUUCGGCAAGGGUCCCAGCAUCCAGCGCGGCCACCGCCCCUCCCAGCUGUCCAUCGGCAGCGGCCCCGGCAGCUCCAUCGUCCCCCUCAAGACCCCCGCCAUCACCCGCCCAGACGCCCUCCCCACCCUCGAGGCAUCCACCAAUCGCGCCGACACGCCCCUCCCCGAGCUGGGAAUCACCCUGUCCCUCACCGGUCCCACGUCGCCCGUCCGCCUCGGCGACGUCUUCACCUGGGCCGUGCACGUCGUCAACAGGUCCAACGACGCCGCCGCCGCCAUCACAGCCUCCUCCUCCUCCUUCUCUACCCCUGGCCUCCUCGCCCCCGCCCGACCUCCCCGCAAAUUUGCCAUCCUCGCCGUCCCUCGCCGUCGACGCAGCGACUCCGCCACCCGCUCUGUGCGUCCCCUUUCUUCUAGCUCCCGUCGUCGCGGCGGCGGCAACCCAGCCAUGGGCGUCACCUGGCAUCCUGCCUCUGCCGGCGCCGGUGCCGGUCUCGACCCUGACACCAUGGAGGUGGCCGACGCCGUCAUGGACGACAACGUCCUCCACGCCAUACAGAAGAACUCUCUCGUCCAGACGGCCGACCUCGUCUGCCUCAACCCUGACGUCCUCGUCGGCCCACUGGCCCCCGGCGCCUGCCACGUCGUCGACCUGCAGUUCCUGGCUCUCAAGGAGGGUCUCGUCAGUGUAGAAGCCAUCCGCGUCAUCGACCUGGCUUCCCAGGAUCAUGUUGAUAUACGUCAUCUGCCAACAAUCAUGGUAGAAGCAGCAGCAUGA